AUGAUUGAAGAUUAUUUCAUACAAAACGGCCAAGGAAAUAAGUCGACUGCUAAACCGAGUUACUAUAAAGGGCCUAAACAUGAAGCUCUGAAAUAUAUGACCGUUGGACAUUUGAUCGACGAGGCAGCAGAAAAAUACCCGAACAGAGAAGCUAUAGUUUCUGUACAUCAAAACCGAAAAAUCACAUUCUCGGAUCUUAAGCAUGAGGUAGACGAGUUAGCCGCCGGUCUUUUGGAAAUCGGCAUGAAACCAGGUGAUCGGUUAUGUUUGAUGGGUUCGAAUUCGGUAGAAUGGGAAAUCACACUAUUAGCGUCGAUUAAAGCCGGACUAAUUACGGUAAACAUAAAUCCACUGUACAUGAAAAACGAACUCCACCAUUGUCUAAGCAAAGUCGACGGGAAAAUGCUGAUCGCCCUCGAAUUUCCCCCGAACCAAAAGUAUUACGAGCUGCUGAAAAGUAUGAUUCCGGAAAUCGCCCAGCAACCUUAUGGUAAACCGGUUACCACGAGACACUUGCCGAAUUUGGAGUUUAUAGUGAUGAACACAGAGAAGAACCUACCCGGAGUCAUUAAAUACUGGGAUGUGUGCCAAUCGGGCACGAUAAAAUCAACGUCAUACUUGAAAAAAAUUAAUCGCGAACUGAAUCCUCAUGCGAUUUGCAACAUACAAUUUACUUCGGGGACAACUGGUGCUCCGAAGGGAGCGUGUCUGACUCAUAACAAUAUCGUGAACAACGCGUAUUUCUACAGCAAGAGGAUGCUCCUGAUGGAAAAGGAACACCGAAUAUUGUUGCAAGUUCCGUUCUUUCACACUUUUGGAACUGUAGUCGGUAUCAUGGCAAGUUUAAAUAGUGGCAGCGCAUUGAUACUGCCAGCCUUUGGUUACAAACCUAUCGAGUCUGCUAAGGCCAUCAUCUCCGAAAAGUGUACAAUAUUGUACGGGACACCAACAAUGUACAUUGAUAUGAUAAGUGCUUCCAAGGAACUAUUUGAUGAAGGGCUUACGUUUACUACUCCUGAAAUUGGGCUAUGCGCAGGAGCGCUGUGUUCACCCAAUUUAUUCAAACAAAUUAAAACCACAUUCAAUCUCAAAAGACUCGCGUCGAUCUACGGCAUGACAGAAGCCAGUCCCAUAGUGUUCGUCUCGAAUGCCGUCGAGUCUGAGCACACGUCGUUAACUACAGUUGGUCAAGUGCUCGAUCACUCCGAAGUUAAAGUCGUGGACAAAAAUGGGAUCACUGUGCCUCUGGGCAGACCAGGGGAGGUUUGGUUUAAGGGCUACAACGUCAUGCCCGGCUACUGGAACGACGAGGAAAUGACGAAGAAGGCAAUAGACGACGGUUGGCUUAAAUCUGGUGACAUUUUAAUUUUGAACGAAGACGGUUACGGCGUGGUCACCGGCAGGAUUAAAGACAUCAUAAUCAGAGGCGGCGAAAACAUACAACCGCAGGCCAUCGAGUACUUCUUGGAGUCUCAUCCGGAAAUCAUCCAAGCACAGGUGUUUGGAAUACCAGACGACAGACUCGGCGAAGUAGUGUGUGCCGCUAUAAAGAUUACAAAAGGAUCCACCGUUGACGAAGAAACCGUAAAAAAUUAUUGCAACGGCAACAUCGCCAGAUUUAAAGUUCCGAACCACGUUUUGAUCAUGGACGACUUUCCGAAAACCGUCUCUGGCAAAAUUCAAAAGUUCAGACUUCGGGACAUCAUGCAGGAUCAUAUAAGAAAUAUGAAAAAUCUCCAAUGA
This is a messenger RNA of Macrosiphum euphorbiae (potato aphid), 1743 nucleotides long. The record is from the annotation of a GenBank genome assembly. NCBI's taxonomy places the organism in Eukaryota, Metazoa, Arthropoda, Insecta, Hemiptera, Aphididae.